Messenger RNA from Orycteropus afer afer, 9153 nucleotides. RefSeq names its product Snf2 related CREBBP activator protein (gene SRCAP). The coding region runs from base 1 to 9153 and encodes 3050 amino acids. The transcript has 31 exons. The record is from RefSeq and is a predicted model, not a curated record. Lineage: Eukaryota; Metazoa; Chordata; Mammalia; Tubulidentata; Orycteropodidae. Gene Ontology annotation, cellular component: Swr1 complex. Gene Ontology annotation, molecular function: ATP-dependent chromatin remodeler activity; histone binding; ATP binding.
AUGCAGAGCAGCCCCUCCCCUGCUCACCCUCAGCUCCCAAUCCUGCAGACACAGAUGGUGUCGGACGGCAUGACAGGCAGUAAUCCUGUGUCCCCUGCCUCAUCCAGUUCCCCAGCUUCUAGUGGGGCAGGCGGCAUCUCCCCCCAGCACUUAGCUCAAGAUUCUUCUCUGGAUGGACCUCCAGGCCCCCCAGAUGGUACCACAGUGUCCUUGGAGGGGCUCAGCUUACCCCAGGCUGCUGACCUGGCUAACAAGGGCCAAAAAUGGGAGAAGAGCCAUGCCGAAAUCGCAGAGCAGGCCAAGCAUGAAGCUGAGAUUGAGACUCGGAUCGCUGAGCUCCGGAAGGAGGGUUUCUGGUCACUGAAGAGGCUGCCUAAGGUGCCAGAGCCCCCCCGCUCCAAAGGUCACUGGGACUAUCUAUGUGAGGAAAUGCAGUGGCUCUCUGCUGACUUUGCUCAGGAGCGCCGUUGGAAACGGGGUGUAGCCCGUAAGGUGGUACGCAUGGUGAUCCGGCACCACGAGGAGCAGCGGCAGAAAGAAGAGCGGGCCCGGAGGGAGGAGCAGGCCAAGCUGCGCCGCAUUGCCUCUGCCAUGGCCAAGGACGUCAGGCAGUUCUGGAGCAAUGUGGAAAAGGUGGUGCAAUUCAAGCAACAGUCUCGGCUUGAAGAAAAGCGCAAAAAGGCUUUGGAUCUGCACUUGGACUUCAUUGUGGGGCAAACUGAAAAGUACUCGGACCUUCUGUCACAGAGCCUCAACCAACCGCUAGCCUCUAGUAAAGCUGGCUCCUCCCCUUGCCUUGGCUCUUCCCACACUGGCUCAGCUGCCUCCAGUCCUCCACCACCUGCUUCCCACCUGGAUGAUGAAGAUGGGGACUUCCAACCCCAAGAGGAGGAAGAGGAUGAUGAAGAGACAAUAGAAGUUGAAGAACAACAGGAAGGCAAUGAUGCAGAGACCCACAGGCGUGAGAUUGAGAUGCUUCGACGUGAGGGAGAACUGCCGCUGGAAGAGCUGCUCCGUUCCCUGCCCCCUCAGCUGCUAGGAGGGCCUUCCAGCCCCUCGCAGACCCCCUCAUCUCACGAUAGUGACACUCGAGAUGACCCUGAAGAAGGUGGUGAAGAAGAGCCCUCUGAGGUGUUGAAGGGGAAGCCCCCACUCUCAUCCAUCCCACAGCACAACAGCCAGCCUUGGCAUCCAGAUGAAGAUGAUGAAGAGUUUACUGCCAAUGAGGAUGAAGCGGAGGAUGAGGAGGACACCAUAGCAGCUGAGGAGCAAUUGGAAGGGGAGGUGGAUCACGCCAUGGAGCUGAGCGAGUUGGCUCGAGAAGGGGAGCUCUCUAUGGAGGAGCUGCUGCAGCAGUAUGCAGGGGCCUAUGCCUCUGACACCUCAGUCCCAGGCUCCGGGAGCAGCGAGGAGGAAGAAGAGGAGGAGGAGGAGGAAGAGGAGACUGAGGCUAACAGCUCUGACUGUGAACCAGAGGAAGGCACAGAAACUGAAGAUGCUCCUCAAGAGGAUAGUAGCAGUCAGUCAGACUCUGCUGAGGAGCAGAGCGAGGAUGAGGAAGAUGAGCAUUCAGAGGAAGAUGAGACAAGUGGGAGUUCGGAAUCAGAGGAAUCGGAGUCUGAGGAUUCUGACGAGGCCCAGUCCCAGAGCCAAGCAGAUGAGGAAGAGGAAGACGACGACUUUGGGGUGGAGCUGCUGCUUGCCCAAGAUGAAGAACAGAGUGAGGCAGAGGGGGGCAGUGGGCCCCCCACCCCAGGGCCCACCAUCACUCUAGGCCCUAAAAAAGAGAUUACUGACAUUGCUGCAGCUGCGGAGAGCCUUCAGCCCAAGGGUUACACCUUGGCCACUACCCAGGUGAAGACACCUAUCCCCCUGCUGCUGCGGGGCCAGCUCCGGGAGUACCAACACAUUGGACUGGACUGGCUGGUUACUAUGUAUGAGAAGAAGCUUAAUGGCAUUCUUGCUGAUGAGAUGGGACUGGGCAAGACGAUCCAGACCAUCUCCCUGCUUGCCCACUUGGCCUGUGAAAAAGGAAACUGGGGUCCUCAUUUGAUCAUUGUCCCCACCAGUGUGAUGUUGAACUGGGAGAUGGAACUGAAACGUUGGUGCCCCAGCUUUAAAAUCCUCACUUACUAUGGAGCCCAGAAAGAAAGGAAACUCAAGCGGCAGGGCUGGACCAAGCCCAAUGCCUUCCAUGUGUGUAUCACAUCUUACAAGCUGGUGCUGCAGGACCACCAGGCCUUCCGCCGCAAGAACUGGCGCUAUCUCAUUCUGGAUGAGGCUCAGAACAUCAAGAACUUCAAAUCACAGCGCUGGCAGUCACUGCUUAAUUUCAACAGCCAGAGGCGCCUGCUCCUGACAGGGACUCCCUUGCAGAACAGUCUCAUGGAGCUGUGGUCCUUGAUGCACUUUUUGAUGCCUCAUGUCUUCCAGUCUCAUCGCGAGUUCAAGGAGUGGUUCUCUAACCCCUUAACUGGCAUGAUUGAGGGCAGCCAAGAGUAUAAUGAAGGGCUGGUCAAACGCCUCCACAAGGUUUUACGGCCCUUUUUGCUACGCCGAGUGAAGGUGGAUGUUGAGAAGCAGAUGCCCAAAAAGUACGAGCAUGUUAUCCGCUGCCGGCUUUCCAAGCGCCAACGCUGUCUCUAUGAUGACUUCAUGGCGCAGACCACAACUAAGGAGACACUAGCUACAGGCCAUUUUAUGAGCGUCAUCAACAUUUUGAUGCAGCUUCGGAAAGUCUGCAAUCAUCCAAACUUGUUUGACCCUCGGCCUGUUACCUCCCCUUUCAUCACCCCAGGCAUCUGCUUCAGCACCGCCUCUCUGGUGCUGCGGGCUACUGAUGUCCACCCGCUCCAGCGGAUAGAUAUGGGUCGGUUUGACCUUAUUGGCCUGGAGGGUCGUGUCUCUCGAUACGAGGCUGACACCUUUCUGCCUCGUCACCGUCUAUCCCGCCGGGUACUGCUAGAGGUGGCCACUGCUCCAGACCCCCCACCCCGGCCCAAGCCAGUCAAAAUGAAGGUUAACAGGAUGCUGCAGCCAGUGCCCAAGCAAGAAGGCCGGACAGUGGUGGUGGUGAACAGCCCACGGACGCCCCUGGGCCCCGCCCCAGUCCGACCCCCUUCAGGCCCUGAACUCUCAGCCCAGCUCACCCCUGGCUCAAUCCCCCCAGUUCUGCCAGCACCACUGAUGGUGUCGGCCUCAACCACUGGGCCCCCGCUUAUGCCAGCAUCCCGACCACCUGGCCCUGUUCUGUUGCCCCCACUGCAGCCAAACAGUGGCCCCCUCCCCCAGGUGUUGCCAUCCCCCUUGGGAGUCCUAGGAGGGACCUCAAAGCCUCCCACACCAACCCUGUCCCUGAAGCCAGCUCCGCCUGCACCAGUCCGCCUCAGCCCAGCCCCACCCCCGGGCUCCUCUAGUCUGUUGAAGCCCCUGACAGUGCCACCAGGCUACACUUUUCCUCCUGCUGCUGCCACCACCACUUCUGCCACCACGGUCACUGCUACCACCACAGCAGUGCCAGCUCCAACACCUGCACCACAGCGCCUCAUCUUGACUCCUGAUAUGCAAGCUCGCCUGCCGUCAGGUGAAGUGGUCAGCAUUGGACAGUUGGCCUCACUGGCACAACGUCCAAUGGCUAGCACAGGGGGAAGCAAACCUCUCACCUUCCAAAUCCAGGGCAACAAGCUGACUUUGACUGGUGCCCAGGUGCGCCAGCUUGCUGUGGGGCAGCCCCGCCCGCUGCAAAGGAAUGUGGUGCACCUGGUGUCGGCAGGGGGGCAGCACCACCUCAUCAGCCAGCCUGCCCAUGUGGCCCUCAUCCAGGCCGUGGCCCCGACCCCUGGCCCUUCCCCUGUCUCUGUGCUGCCUUCUUCGACCCCCAGCACCACCCUUGCCCCCACUGGUCUCAGCCUUCCGCUUGCUGCUAACCAGGUGCCACCAACCAUGGUGAAUAACACAGGCGUGGUGAAGAUUGUAGUGAGACAGGCCCCUCGGGACGGACUGACUCCUGUUCCUCCUUUGGCCCCAGCACCCCGGCCUCCGAGCUCUGGGCUUCCAGCUGUGUUGACUCCACGCCCCACAUUCACCCCUGGCCGGCUACCCUCACCUACUCUGGGUACUUCCCGGGCCCCCAUACCCACGCCUGCUCUGGUGAGGCCCCUUCUCAAGCUGGUCCACAGUCCUUCGCCUGAAGUCAGUGCUUCGGGACCCGGAGCUGCGCCCUUGACCAUCUCUUCUCCUGUCCCUGGGCCAGCCUCUUCUCCAGUACCCAUUCCCAACUCCUCUCCCCUUGCUAGUCCCGUGUCCUCCAUGGUCCCAGCCCCAGUUUCAUCUUCACUCCCCAUCUCUGUCUCUACCACACUUCCUGCCCCAGCCUCAGCUCCACUCACCAUUCCCAUCUCAGCCCCCUUACCUGUUUCGGCUUCGGGCCCCGCUUUGUUGACUACUAUGACUCCAACACUGGCACCUGUUGUCUCAGCGGUUCCUGGAUCUCCCUCUCUGGCACCAUCUGGGACUUCCCCAUCAGCGUCAGCCUUGACUCUGGGUUUGGCCCCAGCUCCAUCCUUGUCCUCAUCUCAGGCACCUGGGCACCCUCUGUUGUUGGCUCCUGCCUCUUCCCACGUUCCAGGAUUGAACUCAGCUGUGGCCCCAGCGUGCUCGCCUGUCCUGGUGCCUGCUUCAGCUCUGGCCAAUCCUUUUCCGGCAGCACCAAACCCAGCUCCAGCUCAGGCUUCCCUUCUGGCUCCAGCACCUUCUGCAUCUCAGGCUCUGGCCACCUCUCUGGCUCCCAUGGCGGCUCCACAGACAGCAAUCUUGGCUCCUUCUCCAGCUCCUCUGGCUCCUCUUCCAGUCCUGGCUCCAUCACAGACGGCAGUUCCAGUCCUGGCUCCAUCAUCUACUCCAGGAAGCCCUUUAGCCUCAGCUUCUUCACUGGUGCCGGCCCCAACUCCUGUGUUGGCUCCAUCAUCAACUCAGACUAUGGUACCGGCCCCAGUUCCGUCACCUCUCCCGAGCCUGGCUUCUACACAGACACUGACCCUUGCCCCAGCUUUAGCAUCUACUCUUGGUGGCUCGUCUCCAUCUCAGACACACUCUUUGGGAACAGGGAACCCUCAUGGGCCCUUUCCAGCUCAGACACUGUCAUUGACUCCAGCAUCGUCCCUUGUACCAGCUCCAGCCCAGACACUCUCUUUGGCACCAGGGCCGCCUCUAGGUCCAACUCAGACGCUGUCUCUGGCUCCGGCUUCUCCAGUGGGUCCGUCCCCGGCUCACAUGCUGACUUUGGCUCCAGCGUCAUCAUCUGCUUCACUCCUGGCCCCAGCUUCAGUGCAAACACUGACCUUGAGCCCUGCCCCAGUUCCAGUGCCUACUGUAGGCCCAGCUGCAAACUCAACACAGGCCCCAGCUUCCCAGCCAUCUUCCCUUGUGGUUUCGGCAUCUGCCUCUUCUCCGUUGCCUGUCACCAUGGUAUCCCGGCUGCCUGUUCCCAAGGAUGAACCUGAGACACUGACAUUGCGAUCUGGUCCCCCCAGCCCUCCCUCCACUGCUACCUCGUUCGGUGGCUCUCGGCCUCGACGCCAGCCCCCACCGCCACCUCGUUCCCCUUUCUAUCUGACGGGAAAGCUGCAAACCUUGGCAGUGCUGCUGAGACAGCUGAAGGCAGAGGGCCACCGGGUGCUCAUUUUCACUCAGAUGACCCGAAUGCUGGAUGUAUUGGAGCAGUUCCUCACGUACCAUGGCCACCUCUACUUACGGCUGGAUGGGUCUACUAGAGUCGAGCAGAGACAGGCCUUGAUGGAACGGUUCAAUGCAGACAAACGGAUAUUCUGCUUCAUCCUUUCAACUCGGAGUGGAGGUGUGGGUGUAAACCUGACAGGAGCAGACACUGUUGUCUUUUAUGACAGCGACUGGAAUCCCACCAUGGAUGCUCAGGCCCAGGAUCGUUGUCACCGAAUUGGCCAGACCCGAGAUGUCCACAUCUAUAGGCUUAUCAGUGAACGGACAGUGGAAGAGAACAUCCUUAAAAAGGCAAAUCAGAAGAGAAUGUUGGGAGACAUGGCCAUUGAGGGUGGCAACUUCACCACAGCCUACUUUAAACAGCAGACCAUCCGAGAGCUGUUUGACAUGCCCCUGGAGGAGCCAUCUAACUCAUCUCUACCCUCCGCCCCUGAAGAGGAAGAAGAGGCUGUGGCUAGCAAGCAGACCCAUAUCCUAGAACAGGCAUUGUGUCGGGCAGAGGAUGAAGAGGAUAUCCGUGCAGCCACUCAAGCCAAGGCUGAGCAGGUGGCUGAGCUUGCAGAAUUCAAUGAAAAUGAUGGGUUUCCUGCUGGCGAGGGAGAAGAGGCCAGUCGCCCUGGGGCUGACGAUGAGGAGAUGUCCCGGGCUGAGCAGGAAAUUGCUGCCCUUGUUGAACAGCUGACCCCCAUUGAGCGCUAUGCCAUGAAAUUCCUGGAAGCCUCGCUGGAGGAAGUGAGUCGUGAGGAGCUCAAGCAGGCAGAAGAGCAAGUGGAAGCUGCUCGCAAGGACUUGGACCAAGCCAAGGAAGAGGUGUUCCGCCUACCCCAAGAGGAAGAGGGGCCAGGGGCUGGGGAUGAAGUUUCUUGUGGGACAGGUGGUGGAAGUAGCCACCGGCGCAGUAAGAAGGUCAAGGCCCCUGAGAGGCCAGGGACUCGCGUCAGUGAGCGUCUUCGUGGAGCCCGGGCUGAAACUCAAGGGGCAAACCACACUCCCGUCACACCUACCCAGCAUACCCGCAGUACCUCCACGACCCCCCGCUGCAGCCCUGCCAGGGAGCGAGCUCCCCGGCCACCACCCAGGCCUCGAUCUACUACAGUUCCUGCUACUCCAGCCCUUUCUCCAAUCCCCACCCAGAUUCCUACUUCAUCUCCAAAUCCAUUAACCAUCCUUCCUGUCCAUGUCUUACCACCUCCUCCCAUUUCUCCUUCCCAGAUUCCUUCCUCUUGUUCUCCUGCCUGCUCUCCUCCUCCUCCUGCCUGUACCCCCCCACCAGCCCAUACCCCCCCACCAGCCCAUACCCCUCUUCUGACUCCUUCCUCCCCUCUUCGGCUUGGUCCUUCUGUGCCUGUUUCCCCCCAAGGCACCAACCUCCCCUUGGGCUUGGGGCCUGAGGCAGAGCUCUGUGCACAGGCACUGGCAUCUCCCGAGUCCCUGGAGCUCACUGGCACGGCCAGUUCCGAGACGUCCCCACUCACUCUUGUGUCCUCCAAGGAUCUGUUGCCAGUUGCUGUUGAGGUCCUGCCCCUGUCAGAGAAGAACCUUUCUCUCACUCCUUCUGCACCUAGCCCAACCCUGGAGGCUGGCAGCAUCCUCAAUGGUCAAGAGCAAGAGGUGCCAGAACCUGCCCAAGGGGCAAUUCUCUCAGUGCUGCCUGAUGGUGAGGAAGUGCCCGUGUGUCUGAGUGAGAGCAAUGGGGUGGAACUCCCGCCCUUAGCAGCAUCUGAUGAGCCACUUCAGGACCCGCUGGAGGCUGAGAGGAACUCUGAAGAGCUAACAGCGGCCCAGACCCCAACCUCCAGCCCACAGAAGCUACAGGAGCUUGUUACAGCAGAGGCCACUGCCCCAUCAGCCUCAUCCUCAGCCACCUCCUCACCUGAGGAUCCUUUGCCUGCCCGGCCCCCUCGGCGUCGCACCAGUGCUGAUGUAGAAAUUCGGGGUCAAGGGGCUGGUCGGCCAGGGCAGCCUCCGGGCCCCAAAGUGCUACGCAAGCUGCCGGGCCGACUGGUCACUGUGGUGGAGGAGAAGGAGCUGGUGAGGCGACGGCGACAGCAGCGGGGACCGGCCAACGCCCCGGCACCUGGCGUCUCUGAGACGGGUGCCAGCCUGGGAAGCCAGUCUACCUGCAGCGUGUUGGGGCAGGAAUCUUCACCUCCCACCAGUGGGCCCUGUGAAGCUCCCCCCUCAUCCACACUGCCCACCCAAACCCAGCACCCCUUCAUAGCGCGUCGUCACAUUGAGCUGGGGGUGACCGGUGGAGGCAGCCCAGAGAAUGGAGAAAGAGCACUGCUUGCCAUCACCCCACCUGCUGUGAAGCGCCGGAGAGGGAGGCCCCCCAAAAAAAACAGGUCUCCAGCAGAUGCUGGGCAGGGGGUUGAUGAAGUGUCCUCAAACAGCUCUAAGGGAAAAAGCAAUGGGGCUGAACCAGUUUCUGGGGUGGAGACCCUCAUUGUUGCGGAACCUGUUAUGGGACCCCAGCUUAUUCCUGAGCCCCACCCUCUUGGAACCCAGUCAGUUUGCAAACCGGAGCCCAUCUUAUCACCUGUGGAGAAAAGAAGGCGUGGGCGGCCUCCUAAGGCACGAGAUUUGCCCAGCCCUGGGACCAUUUCUUCUCCAGGGGAUGGCAACUUAGAGAGCCGGACACAGCCUCUACCACCACCCCUGCCAUCCUUCCCACCACUCCUAGCCUGCCCCACUGCUACUGUCACCAACACUGUCACCAUUUCAACGUCCCCACCUAAGCGCAAGCGGGGCCGACCUCCCAAGAAUCCACCAUCACCUCGCCCCAGCCAGCUCCCUGUCUUGGACCGUGACAGCUCUUCUGUCCUUGAGAGCUGUGGACUAGGGAGGCGACAGCAACCCCAGGGCCGGGUGGACAGUGAGGGCAGUUCCUCCGAUGAAGAUGGAGGCCGCCCCCUCACCCGCCUUGCCCGCCUGCGACUUGAAGCAGAGGGGAUGCGGGGACGAAAGAGUGAAGGGUCCAUGGUGGUGGCUGUAAUUCAAGAUGACUUGGAUUUAGUGGAGAGUGGGCCAGGCGGGUUGGAAUUGACGCCUCCUGUGGUCUCGUUAGCCCCAAAACUGCGCUCCACCAGGCUGCGUCCAGGGUCUCUAGUUCCCCCACUGGAGACUGAGAAGGUGCCUCGCAAACGGGGAGGGGCUCCACUUGGUGGGGGUCCUGGGCAGGCAAAGCGGGGCCGCCCUCAGUCCCCAAGUCCCUUGGGACCUGAGGGUUCUAUAGAGGAGUCUGAGGCUGAAGCCUCAGGUGAGGAGGAGGAAGGGGAUGGGACCCCACGCCGCAAGCCUGGCCCCCGCCGGCUUGGUGGGACCAACCAAGGGGACCAGCGCAUCCUGCGUAGCAGUGCCCCUCCUCACCUGACUGGCUCUUCCAUUAGUCACAGAGGCCGCAAGGCCAAGACGUGA